Argentina anserina (silverweed cinquefoil) is the source of this 3093-nucleotide messenger RNA. RefSeq lists its product as uncharacterized. Lineage: Eukaryota; Viridiplantae; Streptophyta; Magnoliopsida; Rosales; Rosaceae. The transcript is spliced from 3 exons. Bases 1 to 3093 code for a protein of 1030 amino acids. The record is from RefSeq and is a predicted model, not a curated record.
AUGGAUAAAAGUUGGAUGCUGCUAGGGAGGGAGGACCCUCUAUAUAUAAUGGGAAUCUAUAAUUUUGUGAACUAUGCAAGAAACCAGGGUAAUGGAGCUGAAUGGUACAAGUGUCCGUGUAGAAUGUGUUGUUGCAACGAGUAUGUAACUGAUUCAGUUAUGUAUCAGCACUUGUCACAUUAUGGUAUGUGGCAGAGUUAUACAACAUGGACAGACCAUGGUGAAGUAGCUACUUAUCCUACCACAGUUGAAUUCCAAGCAAGUUACAGUCAUCAGGCUGGGACAUCUAGUGGUAUUGGCGGCCUUUCUAUGGACCCCACUAUGAACAUGCUAGUUGAUAAUUUUCCAUAUGUUUCGAGAUAUGAUCAAGCUGAGGAAUUUGAUGUACCCAUUGACACUAGUGAUUUUGAUAAGUAUAAGAGAUUGCUCACGCAAGCGCAAACCCCAUUGUACCCUGGUUGUUCAGAGACUGUUUUGAGUGCCUUGAUGUCACAAAUGCAGUUAAAAGUGAGGCAUAAAUGGUCGAAUGUCAGUUAUGAUGAAAAUUGUCAGUAUAUUAAGCGUUUGUUGCACCCAGAAAACUUACUUCCUGACAGUUAUUAUAAGACAAAAAAGAUUCUUGAUGGCCUCGGCCUCGAGUAUGUGAAAAUAGACGCAUGCAAAUAUAACUGUGAAUUGUUUUAUGGAGAUUAUAAAGAUUAUGAUGAAUGUCCAGUGUGCAAUGAAUCUCGAUGGAAAGCAUCGUCUCUGUAUCAAAGGAAAAAGGUCCCUGUGAAGGUGCUUCGUUAUUUCCCAUUGACACCUAGGUUGCAACGUUUAUACAUGGCCUCGCACACUGCAGAGGCGAUGAGAUGGCAUGGGAGGGCAAGGGAUGAUGAUGAUGAUGAUGAUGUUCUCAAACACCCUUCUGAUGGUGAGGCUUGGAAACAUUUUGAUAGACAGUUUCCUGAUUUUCCAGCAGAUGUUCGAAAUGUAAGGCUCGGACUCAGCACAGACGGGUUCAAUCCUUGGGGAAACAUGAGCUCUACUCAUAGUACUUGGCCAGUUAUUGUUGUGCCAUACAAUUUGCCUCCUUGGAUGUGUAUGAAGAAGGAAUUCAAUAUACUGACUUUGUUGAUCCCAGGUCCCAAGUCCCCGGGAAAGUGUCUAGAUGUGUACUUGAGACCAUUGAUUGAUGAGCUGAAAGAUCUAUGGAAUAAUGGAAAGGCAACUUUUGACAGGCAUAGUCAGUCUUCUUUCAGAAUGAGAGCAGCAAUUAUGUGGACUAUCAGUGAUUUUCCUGCUUACGGGAUGUUGUCUUCUCAAACCACGCACGGGUACAAGGCUUGUCCUGUCUGCUUGGACAAUGUUAAUUCUAGCUGGCAUGCUGGUAAGGUGUGUUACAUGGGUCACCGAAGAUGGCUUCCAGUUGAUCACGAAUGGCGGUUUGAUGCAUCUGCAUUCGAUGGUACUGAAGAGUGGGAUACAGAGCCCCAGAAGUGGUCUGGAGAUGAAGUUUUGGACAAGAUGAACUCUUUCGAUUUUGGACCGCUUAGCGGUAAUCCUAAAAUAAAAAAAAUAAAACGCCCAAAGCAUCUUGCGUGUUGGCAACAUAAGAGUAUAUUCUUUGAAUUGCCUUACUGGUCAAAAUCGAUACAUAGAAACAGCUUAGAUGUCAUGCACAUAGAGAAGAAUGUAAGCGACAGCGUUGUGGGAACAACUCUGGAUCUUAAAGAUAAGACAAAGGAUAAUAUCAAAGCUCGGGUGGAUUUGGAAAAUAUGGGCUUGCGUGAACACUUGUGGUUAAAAAAGACGGGGACAAAAGUGGAAAUGCCUAUUGCACCUUACGAGGUGAAGCCGUCUUUAAAACCUUGGGUUUUCAAGUGGUUUCAUGAUGUUAAAUAUCCUCAAGGGUAUGCAGCAAAUAUAGCGCGAUGUGUUAAGGUGGAGGAACAAAAGAUAAUUGGGUUGAAGACUCAUGACAGUCAUGUUUUAAUGCAACGACUUCUUCCAGUGGUAAUUAGACCGUAUCUGCAUUUUGAUGUAGUAGAGCCAUUAGUAGCCUUGUCCAGCUGGUGGCAAAAGUUAUGCACUAGAGAAGUGAAGAAGUCAGAUCUCUUAAAAUUGAAAGAAGAGAUUGUAUACAUCCUUUGCAAAUUAGAGAGGAUUUUUCCCCCUGCCUUUUUUGAUAUCAUGGUUCACCUCAUGGUCCACCUUCCCGACCAAGUUCUGCUUACUGGCCCAGUACACUAUACCUGGAUGUUUCCCAUAGAAAGACAACUUGGGGAUUAUAAAGGUUAUGUCAGAAAUCGAGCGAACCCAGAAGGUUCCAUUACAACUGCGUACAUUUCACACGAGUGUAUGAGAAAGUUACAACGAGAAAACAGUCAGUUGUACUCCCCACAGAUGCAACAUUUGGCCAGUAUGCCACAAUCACAUAAUGUAUAUGCGGCUUGUGUAGUGAACGGCGUAAGGUUUCUGACAGAAUUUUUAGAUCAAGGGAAGAAGACACAAAACUGUGGCGUCAUGGUAGAGGAUAAGAAUGGAGGACCACCAUACUAUGGGGUCCUUGUUUCUGUUAUUGAACUACUGUAUGGAUCUCGUAUGCCGGUUGUUUUGUUUAAGUGUAGAUGGUUCAAUACUGACCCAAGUGUUCGGAGGAGUACCAGAUUGGAUCAUGGCCUAUUAUCAGUGAAUACACACACAAGCUGGUAUGAAAAUGAGCCAUUUAUUCUUGCAACCAUGGCAAAACAAGUGUUCUAUCUUGAUGAUCCGAAAUUGGGCCGCGGUUGGAAAGUGGUAAACAUGAUGUCACACAGAAAUAUUUUUGAUGCAAGAACACUUGCACAGGGUGUAGAGCAAGAUAUUGAUAAUAUGGCUAUUGAACCAUAUCAAGAGCCUUCUACCUCAGCCAUCCAUGUCACAAACAAUAUUUGCAUCAACAACGAGAUACACUUUCAAGCGUCUGAAUACGUUCCUAUAGAGUUUGAUUUCGAUCCUCUACCGUACAUUCCCCGCACAGAAGAAGACUUCAUUAAUGAUGAAGAUGAAAAUGACGAUGAGGAUGAAGAUGAGGAUGAGGACGCCGAUGAGGAUUAUGAAGAAAAUGAUUGA